AUGGCCGACAUCGUUUCAAUGUUUCGGGAGAUCCGAAUCCACCCAGAUGACGCUGACCUCCAGCGUAUCUUAUGGCGGGCGGACCCGUCUGAGGAAGUCCGCGAUUACCGUCUUACCACCGUCACCUAUGGGACGGCUUCAGCGUUCUUGGCCUUGCGGACACUAAGGCAGCUGGUUCAGGACGAAUCAUCCCGGUUUCUGAGGGGAUCGGAAGUUCUCGGUCGCCACUCCUAUGUGGAUGACAUUCUUGCAGGUGGUGACUCUCUCGAUGAGGUCAGGGACGUCCAGGAGCAACUGGCUGCGCUCUUGCGCGUAGGGGGGUUCGCCUUGAGCAAGUGGGCCUCCAAUUGGAGAGAUCUGUGCCCUCGCUCGGAUCAAGAGGAGAGAUUGUUUUCUACUGAGGAGGCGGUGGGCGCCCUGGGAGUCAUCUGGAACCCUCAGAGUGACACUCUCGCCUUGAGAGUGUUCCCGUUUGGGGACUCACGCUCUGAGGUACCAUUGGCCAUGACCAAGCGAGGAGCACUUUUGGUAAUAGCCAAACUCUUUGACCCUUUUGAAUGGGCGGCACCGGUCCUCGUAUUUGCCAAGAUUUUUCUUCAGGAUUUAUGCCUGACCGGAUGUGGCUGGGAUGAUCCACUGCCCACGGAGCUGACACAGUCGUGGCAGACCUUCCAAGCGUCUCUGCAACAAUUGGAGGACGUCCGCUUGCUUCGUUGA
Messenger RNA from Solenopsis invicta (red fire ant), 717 nucleotides. RefSeq lists its product as uncharacterized. The transcript has a single exon. NCBI's taxonomy places the organism in Eukaryota, Metazoa, Arthropoda, Insecta, Hymenoptera, Formicidae. The coding region runs from base 1 to 717 and encodes 238 amino acids. The record is from RefSeq and is a predicted model, not a curated record.